GCACCAAGGCCUUGCCGCUUUCCCUUCUGCCUGCUGUGGACAGCUGUGACUUCCAGCUUCAGGAUGGAAGCUCCACUAACAGCUAGCCAGAUCCGGCAACGGUUUAUUGACUUCUUCAAGGAAAAUGAGCACACCUACGUGCACUCCUCUUCUACCAUCCCCCUGGACGACCCCACGCUGCUCUUUGCCAAUGCUGGUAUGAACCAGUUCAAACCCAUCUUCCUCAACACUAUUGACCCCUCGCACCCGCUUGCUAAACUGAGCAGGGCCACCAACACUCAGAAGUGCAUCCGAGCAGGGGGCAAGCACAACGACCUGGACGAUGUUGGGAAGGAUGUCUACCACCACACCUUCUUCGAGAUGUUGGGCUCCUGGUCCUUUGGGGAUUACUUCAAGGAACUUGCUUGUAAACUGGCACUGGACCUUCUCACCAAGGAGUUUGGCAUCCCUGCUGAAAGGCUCUAUGUCACUUACUUUGGUGGCAACGAGGCUGCAGGACUGCAGCCAGACCUGGAAUGCAAGCAGAUAUGGUUGAAUUUGGGGUUGGCUGAGAGCAGGAUUCUGCCUGGCAAUAUGAAGGACAACUUCUGGGAAAUGGGAGACACGGGUCCCUGUGGCCCUUGCAGCGAGAUCCACUAUGACCGGAUCGGGGACAGAGACGCUGCCCACCUGGUCAAUCAGGAUGACCCCAACGUCCUGGAGAUCUGGAACCUGGUGUUCAUACAGUUCAACAGGGAAGCUGAUGGGACACUGAAACCUCUUCCCAAGAAAAGCAUCGAUACCGGGAUGGGCCUGGAGAGACUGGUCUCAGUGCUGCAGAACAAGAUGUCCAACUAUGACACUGACCUUUUCCUUCCUUACUUUGAAGCCAUCCAGAAGGGCACGGGUGCCAGGCCCUACAUGGGGCGGGUUGGCGCCGAGGACGCCGAUGGCAUCGACAUGGCCUACCGCGUGCUGGCUGACCACGCACGGACCAUCACGCUGGCCCUCUCCGACGGGGGCAGACCUGACAACACUGGCAGAGGGUACGUGCUGAGGCGGAUUCUCCGGCGGGCUGUGCGCUACUCCCAUGAGAAGCUCAAUGCCCCCAAGGGUUUCUUUGCUACUCUGGUUGAUGUAGUGGUGCAAUCACUGGGAGAUGCCUUUCCUGAGCUGAAGAAGGACCCAGACAUGGUGAAGGACAUUAUCAAUGAAGAAGAAGAUCAGUUCCUGAAAACACUCAGCAGAGGACGUCGCAUCUUGGACAGGAAGAUCCAGAGCCUGGGGGACAGUAAAACCAUCCCUGGUGAUACUGCCUGGCUGCUCUACGACACCUACGGAUUCCCUGCGGAUCUCACCGGGCUGAUUGCGGAGGAGAAGGGCCUCGUGGUGGACAUGGAGGGCUUUGAGGAAGAGAGGAAAAAUGCUCAGCUCAAAUCCCAGGGCAAAGGUGCUGGAGGGGAAGACCUACUCAUGCUGGACAUCUAUGCUAUUGAAGAGCUACGGGCCCGAGGGCUGGAGGUGACUGACGACUCGCCAAAAUACAGCUACGCUUCAGAUCUGAGUGGUACCUAUGAUUUCGGGAGUCUCGUGGCCACAGUGAAAGCCAUCCGCAGGGAGAAGAAGUUUGUGGAGGAGGUGUCCACGGGCCAGGAAUGUGGGAUAGUGCUGGACCAGACCUGCUUCUACGCCGAGCAGGGCGGGCAGAUCUAUGAUGAGGGCUACAUGGUGAAGGACGAUGACAGCAGGGAGGAUAAAACAGAAUUCACUGUGAAGAACGUGCAGGUCCGAGGAGGGUAUGUGCUCCACAUUGGAACUCUCUAUGGGAGCUUGAAAGUAGGAGAUCAGGUCCACCUGUCUAUCGACGAGACCAGACGGAGGCCGGUCAUGAGCAACCACACGGCCACCCACAUCCUCAACUUCGCCCUGCGCUCGGUGCUGGGGGAGGCCGACCAGAGGGGCUCCCUGGUGGCACCCGACAGGCUGCGGUUCGACUUCACUGCCAAGGGAGCCUUGUCCACCCAGGAGAUCAAGAGAGUCGAGGGGAUCGCCAACCAGAUGAUCGAGGAGGCAAAGGUGGGUGUGGCUGCCAC
This is a messenger RNA of Merops nubicus (carmine bee-eater), 2072 nucleotides long. It is a transcript of the gene AARS1, whose product is annotated as alanyl-tRNA synthetase. The annotation marks the transcript as partial. NCBI's taxonomy places the organism in Eukaryota, Metazoa, Chordata, Aves, Coraciiformes, Meropidae. The record is from RefSeq and is a predicted model, not a curated record. Gene Ontology annotation, cellular component: cytoplasm; mitochondrion. The transcript has 13 exons. Gene Ontology annotation, biological process: tRNA modification; alanyl-tRNA aminoacylation. Gene Ontology annotation, molecular function: ATP binding; alanine-tRNA ligase activity; nucleic acid binding.